AUGAAGCUCUCAGUCGUAUUCAUUGCCUCCGUUUACCUUGCUAUUCAGGUGGCUUCGGUCCCUGUCUCUAAGCGAACAUACGAGACCACGCCUGCCUGUACUUGCGGCGGCUCUGACGUCGCUCUAUCUUCGUCAUCUUCGGCCAACUCCUCAUCUUCGUCUUCAUCCUCCGCUAGCUCGCAGUCCAACAAUUCAGGUUCAACUUCUUCUAGCUCCACAUCUUCAACUACGGAUCAUGGUUCAAGUGGAAGUGGAAGUGGGUCAUCCACGACAACUUCGUCUGAGGAGUCUUCAUCCUCCAAUAACUCCUCGUCUUCCGCUGCGUCAAGCGAUAAGUCUGCUUCGUCUUCCAGCACGUCGUCAUCGACUAUCGGCGGUGGAUGCAAGGGCAAGGUCACCACGACUACAUCCGAGUCCUCAUCUUCUAACGCAUCCUCCUCUGAGUCCGCUUCCGCGGCAGCUUCUUCUUCAUCUGCUGGUUCCUCGUCAUCGAGCACGUCCCAUGGAGCAGACGGGAAGUCCACUACCACUUCGUCGAAUGUAAGCUCAGUGAACGAGUCCUCCUCUGCAUCGUCCUCUGCAGAAGAUUCGUCAGCAUCCUCGAGCGCAUCAUCGUCUUCCAACACCUCUUAUAGCGGGGAUGGAAAGUCUGCUACUUCUUCGUCGGUAUCGGGCUCCUCGUCGAGUGAGUCAUCUUCUGCUUCUUCAUCUGCAGAGGAAUCAUCCGCCUCGUCAACCACUUCGUCUACUACCACUUCCCACGACAACAAUGGCGGCAAUUCUUCAUCCAGUUCCUCGUCCUCAUCCUCGUCAAAUGAGUCUUCAUCUUCAUCGUCGUCCUCCGAAGAAUCAUCAUCUUCGUCCUUCUCUUCCGGCGCGUUUGAGAUCGCCGUUCCAUCCUCAUCCCCGCUCUCCUCUCCCUCCUGUACCACCUUACCCGUGCAGGUCACUUCCUCAGCCCCUUCGUCGUCCGCAGCCCCCGUCCAUACCCCCGCAACAACUUCCAUUCAUACCCAACAGGUGUCCACGACAAAGCCCGCCACAACCAAGGCCGCUGUGACGACCGCGAAACCCAAGACGACCGCAGCAAAGACUACCGUGGCGAAACCCAAAGCCACCGCAUCCACUUGCGCCGAUCCCUCCAAGGCAGUCUUCCUCCAACGCGCAUACAAGACCUCUGAUCACUUCUACACCACGAACACUGCGGAGAUGACGAACGCCGUGACUAAGCUCCAUUUCAGGAAGGAAGGGCACCAGGGCCGCGUCUUCACCUACUCCGUCAAGGACACCGUUCCACUCUUCCGUCUGUACAGCCAUGGGGCCGAUGAUCACUUCUACACGACUUCGGCGCCUGAGCGCGAUAAUGCGGCGGGACGGCUUGGGUAUAAGAACGAGGGAGUGGCGGGACAUCUGUACGCUAAGCAGAUCUGCGGCAGCGUCCCGUUGUAUCGGCUGUAUAGCCCCCACGCGAAGGACCACUUCUACACAACCUCGCUGCACGAAGCGAACGCCUCCGGGUAUCAGAUGGAAAGUAUUGUUGGCUACGUUCUCCCCAACUAA
This is a messenger RNA of Pleurotus ostreatus (oyster mushroom), 1560 nucleotides long. RefSeq lists its product as uncharacterized. NCBI's taxonomy places the organism in Eukaryota, Fungi, Basidiomycota, Agaricomycetes, Agaricales, Pleurotaceae. The record is from RefSeq and is a predicted model, not a curated record. The coding region runs from base 1 to 1560 and encodes 519 amino acids. The transcript has 2 exons.